This is a messenger RNA of Penicillium antarcticum, 4437 nucleotides long. RefSeq lists its product as uncharacterized. The record is from RefSeq and is a predicted model, not a curated record. The transcript has 2 exons. Gene Ontology annotation, biological process: mitotic cell cycle. NCBI's taxonomy places the organism in Eukaryota, Fungi, Ascomycota, Eurotiomycetes, Eurotiales, Aspergillaceae. Bases 1 to 4437 code for a protein of 1478 amino acids.
AUGGCGCGUGCCGCAGUGAUCCCCCCGUCCCCCGCCAACCGAGCUGGGCGAACCUCCACUAAGUCAACAGCUGCAACCGACGCGAAAAAGAAAUUAAUCCGGAAGGCUACACCAACCACACGAGCUGCCACCACACCAACCAACUUCGAUUCAGAUGAUACCGAAGAUGAGUUGGGCUUCGUUGCCGCUAAACCUGCGAAACCUCGAGGUCGUCCCCCUGGCCGCUCAGCCGUCAAACCCAAGGCGACAAUCCGCGGAAAGAAAGCGGCCCCAGAGCCCGUCACCGAAGAACCAAAUGUCAACGAAGCGGACGAGGUUGGGCAGCAAACCGAGGCGCCCAAGAAGCGACCCGGCAGACCACGAAAGAAUCAAACCAUGAUAGAAGCCCCUGUCGGGAAGCAGGAGACUGUGCCUAAACCCAGGGGUCGACCUAGAGCUGGAACACCAGCCAAGCCCUCAGCGACCCGUGGGACAGCGGCAUCCAACAGGAGGACACGGGGUGCAACUGAAGACCCCGAGGAGAAAAAACCGAAUCAGAUUACGAUUGCGACAAACUCUACGACCAUGCGCUCCAAUUUGCUUCGUGGGCCCGCCAAAAAGAAGACAGUCACAUUUCAAGAUACAUCUGACUCCGAAGAGGAAGAGCCGAGUGCCCCUACGCCUCCUGCGGCUGGUCGCAAAAAGGUAGCUACGAAGGCCACGGGCGCUGGAAAAACCGGCCUUAAGGCGACCCCAGUUCGUAAGCCUGCGACAACAGCUGCACGAGGGCGGAAACCGGCUGGACCCAAGAAGGCUGCGACUAAACCACUGUCUCCCAAGAAGACUAAACAGAUGGCCAACACCCUUUCUGCAUACACCAGUUCCGAUGGAGAAGAAGACGAGUUGAAUACUCUCAGGGAUGACAUCAAGAGUCCGGUCAGACUAGUUGUGCAUUCACCUGCCAAGCAUGGGCUGGAAACCACUGGACUUAGCUCCCCUGUACGGAGAAUCAACUUCACUCCUAAGAAGGCUUCCAACUAUGUUGAUGAAAAUGGUGAACCGAAACUACCGACCCCCAAACAAGGAUCAGAAGGUGCCGGCCUCAACUCUCCAGUCCGACGAAUCAACUUUACGCCGAACCGCAGCCAGACUACAGUUGCUGACAAUGACCAUCUUGCUCUUCCUCCUGGAAGGGCCAUCGAUUUCAGUGAUUCAAUUUUCAUGUGUAGCCCCGCUAGACGACCACCACCAACCUCGUCCCCAUUCAAAUUCUCCCUGCGAGAUAGUCAGAGAGGAGGCUCUCUCUUCCGGGACUCAGCAAACCAAACUGGGGCAGCCGACUUCACUCCUGGCCAUGCUUCUCCCCUCAAAAGCUCACCAAAGAAAGGCAACUUGGGUGCUUCUUUCUCACAAUCGCCAUUCAAGAAGUCCACACCAGCAAUUCCAGCUAGGACCCCCUUGUUCCAAAGCCCAGCAAAAAGAAUGGCUUCACCAUUGAAGAGCUCGAUAUUUUCUACUGGUGCCUCAGUAGUUCAGUCUCCUGCUACCAGCGAGCAAGGAACUUUUUCCAAGCCGUUGGAAACUGAGCGAACCACCCCGAAAUAUUCACCGAGGGCGGAAGAGCAGGACCAAAUUGCUGUUGACAGGGAUUCUGAAAUGGUUGAAGACGUAGCUCGGGAUAUCUUUGGCAUUGAGCUGUCUUUCGAGAAGACCCCAUCAGAAUCACCUCUCAAAGCUGAAAAGCUUGGAUCUGAGGCGGUGGAAGAGACAAAUCACGAUGAGGUCGACGCUGUCUCUACCGAAAUCGAUGUUGAAGGAGACUCAGGUUCUGAGGAGGCCGAGAACCCCCAAGACCAGCUCAGUUAUGAGUACGAAGAACCCGAAACUGUUUGCUUCGACGCCAUGGAGGAGGCAGAACUGGAAACCGGAGAUUUGUAUGACGAAGAAAUGCAAGAAGACUCAGGCUCUGAACAGGAUGAAGAUCCUCAAGCGCAGGUUCAAUUUGAGUACGAAGAGGCCGAUACCGUUUGCUUUGAUGCGAUGGAAGAUGCAGAAGUGGAUGCCUAUGAAUCACACAAUGAACAGGUGCAGGUCACAGAAAUUGCCCUGGAGGACGAAAGGUCUCUGCACGAGGAAGAAUCCGCGCCGGAAGACCAGACUGAGGAGGAAGAAAUCGAAGGCCGGAUUGCCCCCGUAUCUCCAGACUCGAUAUCCGAAUCAGCGCAAGCCCCAGAGUUUUCCGAUGAAGCUCCUUCGCCGUCUAAGCUAGUGUCUGAUUUGGCCCACACUGAGGAUGUUGAAAUUUUGGACGUACAAGAAGAAGAGGGUGCGCCUAGCAUCAUCUCCAAUUUCGAUGAGGAGCAACAACUCACUGGCCAGGAGGCUCAGACUGAGGAUACUGAUUACUCUCCAAUCCGACCCUUUGUAUUCGAUUUAUCCAGUCCUGAGCCGAUAUCGCCCUCCGAAGCCAGCGAAGGAAAUGUCGUUGGAAGCCCCCUUCAGAGGAUGUAUGCGACGCCCUCACCAGCGUCGAUGCCCCCGGUCGGUUCAUUUACUCCACCGACCUCGGAUCGCCUGGACAACACAGAGAAUGAUGACCCCACUCCUCACGCCAGGAAUGCCAACGUUGGCAUGCCCUUGGGCGAGAUAAGUGGGCCAUCCCCAAGCGUUCAGGCCGACAGCCCUACGUUAAUGGCGCCCAGUCUCUUCAACACCCCAAGUCUUGCUGAUCACCGCCAAUCACCUCUCGACGCUGGCCUGGGCUUCACACCCCUGGCGCAGAAGUUUGACCGCUGGGAGACUAAUACACCCUCUCAAAGGAGGUCGCUGCGCCCUCGUCGUCGUGGAGUCUUCUCCCUAGUAGGACCUUUGGACCUCACCAAGGCGGAAACACCCGUGCAGCCUGGUGCAGUCUCUUAUCCCGAUCUGUCGAAGAGCCCUUUGGCAAAUUCCCCGUCUCUGUUUGCGGAGUUGCCUCUCCAGCCCCAAAGCGAGGGUACUUGCAUAAGCCCCGAGCAAGAUCAAACACCUCGGCCAUCUUCAAUCUAUGAAGAUGAUGGAUUAAUCCAAUCCCGGAGUAAAGACACAGAAAUAUUUGAAGACCCUGACAUGGACAUCUUAGAAGACGACAAUCAGGAAAAGACUCCACGGAAAGAGCGUAUGCCUGCUACAGAACCCCAGUUCCAGGAGCAGGAGCAUCUGGACGAAGACAAGGAGAACUUCAAUUCUAACAUUCUUCCUGCAACUCCAAUGAAAGUCCAGCCGGAAGCAAUGCGCACUGUCCAUACAGUGUCGAAGGUGCCUUUGAAAGCUGAAGGAGAGGUAUCACCUAUCAAAGUAUCACGGAAGAGAGGCCUGUCACUGUCAAACAUGUCUCCCACUCGUUCAUCCCCCCGAGUUCGAAAGCCCACUUUCAGGCCCCCGGAAGAGAAUGUGCUGCUUCUUUCCCCUACUCGCAGACAUUCGCGGGCGAACAGAACUCCUUCACCAAAACGGCGCUCAAGCACUGCUCGACGCAGCAGUGGCAAACCAGCAGUCAUUACCUCAACAGGUGAACAUGUUGCAACUCAAAGCCCUGCUAAGAAAUCUCGUUCAAGCAUGAGCACUAGCCAGAAAGCUCUGCAUGGCGCAGUUGUGCAUGUGGAUGUCCACACCACCGAGGGCGAGGAUGCCUCUGGUAUCUUUGUCGAGCUAUUGCAGCAGAUGGGGGCUCGAUGUGUCAAGUCUUGGUCUUGGAACCCAGCUUCCAGCCACCCCGAUGUUGAUGGGGCAGAGUUGAAAGAAUCGAGGGUUGGGAUCACCCAUGUUGUGUACAAGGAUGGUGGCCUGCGGACUUUGGAGAAAGUGAAGAAGGCAAGAGGCCUUGUGAAGUGCGUUGGAGUUGGCUGGGUUCUUGAUUGUGAACGUGAAAACCAAUGGCUGGAUGAGACACCCUACGCGGUUGACAGCUCUAUUAUCCCACGUGGAGGCGCUAAGCGUCGCAAAAGCAUGGAGCCUCGUGCCUUGAGCAAUGUCAACGGUACACUCAUACGCAUCCCUGAGUCUCCCGCUCCUUCCGCCAGUGGACGUCGCAGCGGGGCCGACCAGGGCGCCGUCGAUGGUUUCCGCAAGAUUACUCCUCCAACCCACCAGCAAGAAGCGCCGUCAACCCCUACACGGCAAUCUUCGACUGAUGACUACCAAUUCCCCGCCACUCCAGGCUACAACUUUGCCAACCUUGAUGCCAUUGGCAUGUCGCCUGCUACUCCUUACUUCCUCUCCAACCGUUCCAAGCUUGUCCAGCAAUCUUGUCCUCCAAAACAGAGCAACCGCGGCUUGUUCCCUGGCGCUAAGCCCUCCAGCAUCCUUGAAGACGAGGACGAUGAUGAUUCCAGACGCAAGCAACGUUUUCGUAUGGAAGCUGCUCGUCGUAAGAGCCUUGUUCACAAACCGGCUGUCGCUAGCCCGCUUCGUCGGUGA